UUUUUCUCGCUGGAGAAGUGAAAAAAGAAUCAUUCAUGGCUGAUCCGGCGAUUAAGCUCUUUGGGAAGACGAUUCCUUUACCUGAGCUUCCUGUUGUUGUUGUUGAUUCUUGUUCUAGCUAUACCGGAGUUUUAACCGAAACUCAAGAUCAGAAUCCUGUUCGGUUAUCAGAUUCGUGUACCGGAGAUGAUGAUGAGAUGGGUGAUUCCAUUUUAGGAGGAGAAGGAGGAGGUGAUGAUGAUGGUGGUGGUGAUGGUUCUCGCGGUGUGGGAGAGAGCGAGAGUGAUAAAAAGGAAGAAAAAGAUAAUGAGUGUCAGGAAGAGUCAUUGAGGCAUGAAUCUAAUGAUGUUACUAAUACUACAUCGGGUAUAACCGAAAAAACGGAGACUACAGCUGCAAAGACGAAAGAAGAGUCGUCACAGAAUGAGACGGGUGGUACUGCUUGCUCUCAAGAGGCGAAGCUAAAGAAACCCGACAAAAUUCUGCCGUGCCCGCGAUGUAGUAGCAUGGAAACCAAGUUCUGUUACUACAACAACUAUAAUGUUAACCAGCCUCGCCAUUUCUGCAAGAAAUGUCAGAGGUAUUGGACAGCGGGUGGAACGAUGAGGAAUGUUCCGGUUGGUGCAGGGAGACGCAAGAACAAGAGUCCGGCUUCUCAUUAUAAUCGUCAUGUAAGCAUAACAUCUGCGGAAGCUAUGCAGAAGGCGGCAAGAACCGAUCUUCAACAUGCUAAUGGUGCAAAUCUGCUCACUUUUGGCUCUGAUUCGGUCCUCUGUGAAUCUAUGGCUUCUGGAUUGAAUCUUGCUGAGAAGUCAAUGUUGAAGACACAAACUGUGUUGCAAGAACCCAAUGAAGGUUUGAAGAUUACGGUUCCUUUAAACCCGUCAAACGAAGAGGCCGGAACAGUCAGCCCAUUACCAAAAGUUCCAUGCUUUCCAGGACCACCACCAGCUUGGCCAUACGCUUGGAACGGAGUUUCAUGGACGGUUUUACCGUUUUAUCCUCCACCUGCUUACUGGAGCUGCCCGGGGGUUUCACCGGGGACAUGGAACAGCUUCACAUGGAUGCCACAACCCAAUUCACCAUCUGGUUCCGGUCCAAAUUCUCCCACACUAGGUAAACAUUCCCGUGAUGAGAACGCUGCUGAACCAGGAGCCACUUUCGAAGAAACCGAGUCACUUGGUAGAGAGAAAAGCAAACCGGAGAGAUGCUUGUGGGUUCCCAAGACGCUGAGGGUCGAUGAUCCAGAGGAAGCUGCUAAAAGUUCCAUCUGGGAAACAUUAGGGAUCAAAAAAGAUGAAAAUGCGGAUACUUUCGGAGCUUUUAGAUCAUCAACCAAAGAAAAAAGCAGUCUUUCUGAAGGAAAACUUCCGGGAAGACGAGCGGAGUUGCAAGCAAAUCCUGCUGCUCUUUCUAGAUGGGUUUCGUUUGCUCAGUCAUUUUUCUCCAGGUUUUGGCCUCUUGUUCAACACCAGCAAUGUGUUUCAGAGAAGAAGAGCAAAGAUCUUGAGUUCCAAACAUCGAUCAAACACGAAGAAUGUCGUGACGAUGAUGGUCUUUGCAGAGAAGAUGUAGGGAUGGUUAUGAAGAGCUUAGGGCUUUCCACCGACCAAGAAAGCGAGGGACUUCAAAAACAGUACAGUUUUGAGGAGCUUUCGAAUCUGUUUGAAGAGAAAGAGCCGAGUUUGGAGGAAGUGAAGCAAGCUUUUGAUGUUUUUGAUGAAAACAGAGAUGGGUUUAUCGAUCCAAUAGAUUUGCAGAGAGUUUUGACAAUCCUUGGCUUAAAGCAAGGAUCUAACCUUGAGAACUGCAGGAGAAUGAUCAGAUCAUUCGAUGGAAAUAAAGACGGCAGAAUCGAUUUCUAUGGAUUUGUGAAAUUCAUGGAGAACAACUUCUGCUGAAAUCGUAUUUCCUCAAGUAACAAUCUAUCAAUUUCUGCACUUCUUUCUUUUCUUCUUGCUCUCAGAUUGUGUCUGUUAAUAUUGUUGUCUCAGCACCUUGUAUAAAAUUACCAAACUUCC
Molecule: messenger RNA, 2021 nt
Organism: Arabidopsis arenosa
Lineage: Eukaryota; Viridiplantae; Streptophyta; Magnoliopsida; Brassicales; Brassicaceae
Source: the annotation of a GenBank genome assembly